Messenger RNA from Adineta ricciae, 1023 nucleotides. Lineage: Eukaryota; Metazoa; Rotifera; Eurotatoria; Adinetida; Adinetidae. The record is from the annotation of a GenBank genome assembly.
AUGAAGAUUUACCAUGUUGGUCCCCAUAAAACUGUGCAAAAGAUUCAAGCUCGUUACUAUUGGGAUACAAUGCGCUCUGACAUUACUAAUUAUAUUCAAUCGUGUUUUCGUUGUACACAAAAUAACCCUGUUCGUCGCAAACCACCUGGUCAUCUUCAAUCUAUUGAACCUCCAGACGGUGUUUGGCAAUUGCUGGCCAUGGAUUUCCACGUGCCUAUCUUUCCUACGAGCCAGCGUGGCAACAAAUACAUUAUCUCUUUAACCGAUAUUUUAUCGAAAUUUGUUAUCGCCAAAGCUGUUCGAGAUUGUACUGCUACUAUCGCCGCUCGUUUUAUUCAAGAAGUAAUUUGCAAAUACGGCACACCAAAAUGUAUUCUAACUGACAACGGCACUCAUUUUACUUCUAACAUGUUAAAUGAACUCUUCAAACGUCUUGGGAUCGUUCAUAUGUAUUCCACACCGUAUCAUCCACAAACGAAUGGUCAGAUCGAACGUUUCAACAGCACGAUGGAUUCAAAAAUUGCUUCGUUAUCCAAUUCUUCUCGUUCCGACUGGGACAAUCAGUUACCAUAUGUUAUUUUCAAUUAUAACACCAGUUCUCAUUCCACCACAAACACCAUCCCAUUCGAACUCAUGUAUGGUCGUUCACCAAUACUUCCUUGUGACAUGCAAGAUCCUAUGGUUUCACUACAAAUCGAUCCUCAAUAUUCUACCAAACUGCGCGAACAUAUCUCAUCUCUCACCACUAAUGCUCAACAAAAUCUUCGAUCCAUUCAACAAACAUACAAAACUCGAUUUGAUGCUCAUCGUUCAAAUCCUUCGUACGCCAUUAAUGAUUUGGUGCUCAUCAAGACAUCUAAACCUCGUCGCAAAUUUGAUGUCCGUCAUGAAGGUCCAUAUCGUAUUAUUCAACGUCUUACGAAUAAAACAUAUAUUGUGCAACACGUUCAUCUACAUCAUUUAACACAACAAGUUACUGUCGAUUCUAUUAUUCCAUUAAUUUCACGUCACACAUCUACUUAA